Molecule: messenger RNA, 357 nt
Organism: Ambispora leptoticha
Lineage: Eukaryota; Fungi; Glomeromycota; Glomeromycetes; Archaeosporales; Ambisporaceae
Source: the annotation of a GenBank genome assembly
AUGGCUUUUUCUAACCUCAAAGCCCUUGCAUACAAUAUCCACAAAAUCACAGGAGAUACUAUAAUUCAAGAAAUCGAAAUCCCAGAAAUCCCGAAAUGCUCAAUCUGUACAAAGGAUAUCUUAGUAGUUGGUUUACAAUACUCGAAUGUGGACAUAUAUUUCACAGACGUUGAUGUUGUUGAUGAGGGUUCCAGACGAGAUUCUGCAUCUUCUCAAACAAGUGGGACUUCGACUCUAGUUAACGAAUUUACCUGUAAUAUUGAGAUUAAUUUUUCCGGAACAACAUCUCAGGGUCAAGCAAUGGAUCUGGAUAAAAAUGAAGAAACAGAGCAUCAGCAUGGGCCGGCUGAAGGCUGA